CGACACCAAACGAACACCUGCAGCGACAUCGCCUCGACAGUCACUUCAGAUCCCUUCAUAUACCUACCGUGUCCAGUGCUUGCCCGGCGCCACAUCUCCUCCCUCCAUAAACGAACCGCUCAUGAACCAUUCGGCAGAGACAGACCCUCGCCGCCGUCAGAGAGUCAACGAACGCAUGGAUGAGACCUCGCACCGUACCUACUAACUUCGUAAACUCCAUCAUUAUUCAACAGACAUAACAACUACAGGAUCCAAGCUCCAGCCGCUCCUACUGCAGUGUCCGCGCGAGUGCAGCGACACCAUCAUGGCUCCGCACUCCAACGCUACCGCGACGAAGCCCGUCGAUGAGAGCCCGCCGCCGGCAUACAACGUUGCUCCGAACGGAAAUGAGGCGCCGGACGACGACGUCGACCUCGCUGCCACCUUUGUGAAGCUCUCCCUAGACAAUCAGCCCAAAGACCCCGACCCCGACAUGUGCCUUGCCCACCUGAAACUUCUCCAUGCCAUCCAGAGCAUGAAGGAGGACGUUGGCUACACGGACGGCUUGUGGGAUAUCUGGGAUUCCCGUGCCGAGAACCCACUCGAAGACUUCUUCACGACGCAGGCCUUGACGCCCGACGCCGACGAGCCCAGACCUACCGGGGAGGACCGUGCCAAGGCCGCUCUCAGCAGGAUCCGCGAGAAGCGUUGGGCCCUGUUCGUCGCCCGCGCCGUUGACAGAUAUGAGGCCUGGUGGCGAUCCCUCCCCAGGGGACACAUGUUGACGGAGCAAGACAUGGAACAGGACGGCAACCCGCGCUAUAGCAGGUUUCCAUCAAAUGGGGAGCUGCUUGACUGGAGGGAACACAUCCUACCGCCCCUAGACGUGCUCAUGGUCUUCCACGCCCACAUGCUCAAUCCCCGAUCAUUUCUCGAGGAUACCAUGCGUCACGGAAUGGGCACCACGUGGACCGCGGGAAUGCCGUGGAGCCUUGUCAACGGCGCCAUCGACACCAAGUUCAACUACAACGUCCCGGACUCUGCCAAGAAGAGAUGGUCGGAAAUCACGAACCGUGCGUGGGCGAAUCAGGAUGACGCCAUGACCAAGCCGCUGCCCUGUGCCUUUUGCAAACACACCAACUCUGUGCCAUGGACGACGUGUGGUAUAAGUGAGCAGGCGAAACAAGUCGCGACUCCGGGCCUUGUUGGAAACGGCUACGGCGAUGGCAACUUCAGUCACAUCUGCGACAACUGCGGCUUGCAUAACUACAAGGAGCUUCUGUCGGUAACCAAGUUUGUUCAAGACUCGACAUUGCUUCUCACCCGCUCCGUGCCGAUGCCCGGCACCAUUCUCGACCCCAAGAUGGGCCGUCCAGAGCGUAUACCGGGAGAGCCUCUAUCUCUCUCCUUUUCGCGCACCUUUCCCAACAGAAUGAUCAGACUAGAUCUGCGGAUCAAGAUCAUGGAGCUCAUACGGCCUGAUGGCGACUUGCAUCCAACCAUGGAGACGGUCCGUGGCUUGGUCGAGUCGGUGGUCGGAAGCGACAGCCGCGUGCGCAAGAUCGACUCUGUAUCCACCUAUCGAAGUCGGUACAGGCCGCGCGUUCAAUCAAAGGUAUCCGUACGCCGGAUGAUGAGCAGGUACUGGGAGAACUUUUCUCCUUUUGCGCUCGACCUGAGCGGCGCGGUCAUCCGCCAAGGCGUCUUUAUUGACAAGAUGGUCAAGCUUGACUGGCUGCAUGCUCCGUCGGCGCGAGAGACUAUGCAGCGCCUCAUCAAAAAGUACAAGCGAUUCAUCCGAAUCAUGCACUUGAAUCCGUCGCAUGUGGCGGUCCCGACCCUGGACGUGGACCUGGCAUGGCACACGCACCAACUCUCACCCAUCGCGUAUUAUCACCACACGGUUGAACUGUCAGGACAGUUCAUCGACCACAAUGACAAGAUGGACGAGAGCAAACUGAGCGCGGCGUUCGAAUGGACCAGCACGAAGUACCAGGAGAUGUAUAAUGAAGUAUACAGCGAGUGUACCUGCUGGUACUGCGAGACCCUUCGAUCGGCGAUGGUGUCGUCGGUAGGCAAGAUCCUAGGCUCCAAGGACCAAAAGAUAGCCGACGAGUUCCACAGCUCGGGCGCGGCGAAACUCUGCCCGCCCGACAAUUCAGCCCACAUCUCCGCGCACAACGCCGUGCGUUCCCUCGAGACGGCUGACAGGAAACGGGUCACGAGCUACCUGCGAGCCCGGCAUCAGGAGAAGCUCGACCGGAACUACGAGCGGGCCCAGAAGCGAGCCCAGAAGAAGGGACGCGAGCUGCCGCCCAAGGAGGAGUACUACAACCACUGGGGCUACAGCUAUUACAUGUACUCGCCGUUCAUGUUCCCGUACUACUACGCCCCCGGGCUGUACUAUACGUGGGAUCCUUGCUACGUAAGUGCGGGAGCUGGCGCGUGGGGUGCCUGCGCUGCGGGCACCUGUGGAGCGGGCGGCAUUGGAGGCUGCGGGGGCGUUGGGGCCUGUGGCAGCGCAGCAGGCGGUGCGUGCGGCGGCGCGGGUGGCUGCGGAGGAGGCAACUGCGGCGGUAGUGGUGGUGCUUGUGGUGGAAGUGGUGGCGGCGGCGGAGGAGGCUGCGGCGGCGGCGGCGGCGGCGGCGGCUGCUGA
Messenger RNA from Purpureocillium takamizusanense, 2635 nucleotides. RefSeq lists its product as uncharacterized. Lineage: Eukaryota; Fungi; Ascomycota; Sordariomycetes; Hypocreales; Ophiocordycipitaceae. Bases 305 to 2635 code for a protein of 776 amino acids. The transcript has 9 exons. The record is from RefSeq and is a predicted model, not a curated record.